Molecule: messenger RNA, 4525 nt
Organism: Megalopta genalis
Lineage: Eukaryota; Metazoa; Arthropoda; Insecta; Hymenoptera; Halictidae
Biological process (GO): carbohydrate metabolic process
Cellular component (GO): cytoplasm
Molecular function (GO): glucose-6-phosphate 1-epimerase activity; carbohydrate binding
Source: RefSeq, a predicted model, not a curated record
UUAUUCGCCUGUGUCCUGCGGGAUUAGUUGAAUUUGAAUGUCAUUCGAGACAUCCACUCGAUGUUGUUGUAAACAGGCCUCAGAUUUUUAAAAAAUUUUUGUCUAUGAAUGACAGUUACGUGACAAGCGUGCGCGACGGGGCUACGGUGGUAUCCUGGCGAGUGAAUAAUCAAGAACAACUGUUCGUAAGUAAGCAAGCUGUAUUCGACGGAAAAAAGGCUAUUAGAGGAGGCAUACCAUUUGUCUUCCCGCAAUUCGGAGCAUGGACGUUCGGGCCACCCCAUGGAUUCGCAAGAAUCAUCCGUUGGAAUGUGGAAAAGUCACCCGAACGAUUACCCAGCGGUGACGUUGAGGCAAUAUUCUCGAUAAUGGAUAGCGAAUUCACCCGUUCAAUGUGGAAUUACCCCUUUAGGUUAACGUACAGAUUAAUUCUCCGAGAAAAGGAACUACACUUUAACAUCGGCGUGUACAACCCCAGCAAAGAUCACACGUUUAGCUUUAACUUGUUGUUACACACCUACUUUAAAGUGCCGGACGUCAGGAGAUGUCAAAUCACUGGUCUCCACGGAUGCACUUUUAUCGACAAGACGAGAGACAACCAAAUCUUUCAAGAGGGCCGCGAUGUAGUAACGGUAUGCGAAUGGACGGAUAGAAUUUACCAAAACACGCAACCGGAACACAUCAUCACCAACGUUGUGUCUGGUAGAAAAAUGCGUGUGCAAAAGUACAAUUUCCCGGAUACGGUGGUGUGGAAUCCGUGGCAAGAGAAGGCCCGCGACAUCCCCGACUUCGGCGAUGAUGAAUUUCCAAAUAUGAUAUGCGUGGAAAGCGGGCACGUCAGUAGCCCAGUGAUAUUAUUACCUGGAACAGCUUUUGAAGCCAGUCAGAUCUUACAGGUAAUGUGAGUAGAGGGUGGACCGACUUCGCACAUAACAUCCGGAAGUAAUUCCAAUGCAUUGCAUCCGGUCUCCUCUGCACCAGGUACCGUCUGGCGAACCGGUGCCGGGUGGCUAUACAUGUCACCGCCUCCACCUCCGCCACCACCACCGCCAACGUCCUCGACACAUCAGUCGCACCUCCAUGCGCAUUGUAUCGCUCAGACUUGCACUAUAUGUUCUCUCAAUCUUUAAAUCCUUAUCACCCGAGAAAACAGCGAUUAUCUCGGUUAUCGUGGCAAUAUUCUAUUCUGUUAUUGGUAUUGAAUGUCUCAGUACUUAGAAUCGUGAACAUUUCUUACUGUACAAAAAAAUUAGAUGCUACGUAGCUAUUUGCAUUUUAUACUAACACAAAAUAUCGUCCCAAUCACUAGAAAAUUUUUGUAAUCACUGGAAUUUUGUUAAGUAUCAUCAUCGGUUUAAAAAUCAUGUUCGACGUAAUUGGAUCUGAACAAAUACAGUUUCAGAUUAUGUAUAUUUAGAUUUAUGAAAAUUGUGAUGUCAACGUACUUCAAACUUUUUAAUUUCUCUUCGAGUAGACAAAUAAUUGAGUACAUUUGUUCGAACAAUAAAUUCAGUAAUCAUAAUGUUGGAAGGAAAGUAUAAUUCUUAUUUAUAAAUACUUUCAUUUCCGGGACAAUUAAUAUUGUUACUCGUACAGUUCCUUUUCUACGUCGAUUUCUAUGGUAUUAUUCCAAAGUAGUAACGUGCAGAAUGAAAUUUAUAAAAUUCCAAAACUUUUCAGGACUCCAGAGGCUCUUCAAUGCGCAUUCAUAUGAUAGUGUUACACAGCACUGCUGUUGUUACACAAAUUAACGAUAGAUUUAUUUAAAUGUUUUAUUCGAAUAGUUGAUUAAUCAAUUUCUUGACGCCAGCACAAAUAAUAUGUAUAUCUUUUUAGUACAUUCCAUGCGCUAUAUAUUUACAAUGUUCUGAUACAAAAAAAAAAGAAUCGAACUGCGCUAUGCUGAACGCAAUACCUGUCAACUGAUAGGAUUUUUCACUCAUUUUGUUUUUUAUUCGUAAAGCAACGCGUAAGGCGGAAUUUUAGAAACACAACUAGGUAUACUUUGAAGCAUAAGUAGAGAAUUUAAUUGCAUUAUAAGCAUUUACAAUAAUGGAUGCAACACACUGACAAAGCGAUACAGAUAUGGUGCUAAUGUUACAGGUAUAAUAUUGUAAUGAUAGAUAGUUACAGUAAUUAAGCUCAAUCAGCAUUCUUUAUUAUUGUUGUAGUGUUAGCAGCUGGAAAAAAAGAAACUUUUAUCAGGUUUUCAAGUACAUUCUAUCUUCUGUCUUACCUUGUGCAGAAGGACGAAAGCAUACAGUAACAAUAUAUCAUCGAAAUAGACGUAAGCAAAUAUUUAUACCGUACAUUAUUAUGAUACUAGUAUAAAUAAGAAACAGAAUAAUUUCAUGUGUGUGCGAAACAUUUGUAAAAAUAUUAUCUCGUCAACGUUUUAUCCAUUAACUAACUUUCUAGUGUGACGAGAAACGACUUCGAAAAACAUACUAACACUUUGCCAUUCAGUCAUUAAUACUUGGAUCAUUGUUAAGCACUAUAUUAUACAAGGGAUGUCUCGAUAAUUUAGUGCAAAACUUAGGAUAUAUUUAUGUUUCAUUUUGGAGAUAGGACAUAAUUUAUAGGAUAUUAUAAUUCCAGUUACUGCAAUAAUAACUUCUUUUAAUAUUUUUGAUAAUCAAAUAGCAAACACAUUUUCAUAUUUUCGCAUGUGAAUUAUUUUGCGUCGGCCAACGAAUUAAUACAUUACGCAACUUAAUGUCUGAAUUCGCGAAAUAUCAACUAAGACGGUAACACAUUCCCUAGAAAGAAUUUUAGAUUUAGCUUCACGACUAUUACAGAUUAAUUAAUAUGUUUGAAAAAUUCGGUUCAGAAUUGUAAUUCUGAUCAUUAAGUUCUGCAUUACAUUAUUGAGUUAUUCCAUGCAGAUAGCAUUGAUAUACUGGAAUUUUUAAUCAAGGCUCCCAAGUGUAAGGAACGAGUUACAUGACCACCUUUCAUGCAAUAAUAUACUAAAUAAGAACUAUUAAUAAUUUUGUUGCUCCUAAAUAGUUAUUGAAUAUAAUGGUAUCUCCUUUAUCUGAAUGAUAUACAUUCCUUGUGUAUAUAUUUGUUAUUUUGUCAGAAACAUAUACAAUAAUGAAUUAAUAAUCUUCUAAAUAGAAUUACAAUUUUGAAACUGAUUAAUAUCUUUGUAUAACAAGUGAUAAAAAUUCCAUAAUUUUUUAAGUCAGUGGAAAAGAAUUUUUUAAGGAAACGAAGUAAAAUUAAUAUUAAUCCCAGAAAUAAUAGAUAUUUAUCCCAUACAAAAUAUGCUGUCAAUGGUCAUUUUACAAGUAAGGCUUUUAUCCAAAGAAAGUAAGACUGAAAUUUAGCAGUUAGGCGAAUUAUUAUAAAACAAUGUUGCCAAGGAAUUUUUCUUUUCCAAUGACUUUUAAAAUGUAACAUUUCUCACUUUUCUCAUUUAUCAUGCUUUAGCGAUACUUAACGGUUUCAUAAAAGAAUUCAACUUAUAUUAGACCAUUCAAAUGUAAAAUUAUAUUUGUUUUCUACAGUUAAAAAAAACGAAUUCUCUUUAUUAAUUAAAUGUUUAAAAAUCUCUUACGUAAGAAAAUACCUGACACAUAAUUAUUAAAUAUUUUUACGGUAGAUUAAAAAUAUUUAUAGAUGCCUAGAAAGAAUGAGAAUUUUUUCUAAAUUUCAUUCAAUUUAAUUUUUCUUAAAUCCUACACCACUUGUCUCAUUAGAGUGCCAUUCAUCGCGCAUUAAAUUAAUUUUCACUAAUUUUCAUAAAAACACUCAAAUAUUUAAUUCAGAGACAGUGGCAUGUAGCACAUUUUUUUCAUAUUUUUAAAUAAGGAUUCAUGCCACAAUAUUUUUCAUCAAUGUUGUUUUUCAUCAAGAAUGUGUCAUAGAUUAAAAUUUUCAAAUCUGUACUUUUUUACUUUCAAAAUUUAGUUAGAAUGCUUAUUAUAUACAACGAAAUUAAAUGUUGCUCAUAAAACUUUUGGUGUAAUGCGAUUAAAACUUUGUUUUAUUUAACGCGCGCAUAACGUAUGCAGUAUUCGAACUUUUUAUUAUAACAUAACAUAAAUGCUCAAUAUAUAAUGUCGUUCCUUACAUGUUGAAAAUUCAAAGAUCUGUAAUUAUACAGGAGAAAUAAUUCUCCUUCUAGACAUAUUACGAAGCUAAAGCAACACCCAGAGAAAACUAAAAAUGACAUUGGGAAUGCUUUAACAAAUUAGGAAUAAGUGAAAUUGACUUUAAUCUCAAAGAGACUACUUCAUAAGGGUUUCGGUCUUUAGAGGCUAGACAGUAUAUUUGUCAUACGACAUGGCAUAUUACUUUUUUUCCCAUGUUAGCAAUAAGAUUUGGUCUUCCAACAAGUGAUACAUAUGGAACUACAAAAUCACAUGUUUUGUAUUGCCUUGACAUUGAUAUUCCAGAUAUCUGUAAUUUGUACGAAUAUUUCCAAUUUUCGAUUAAACAAUAUGUUAAAAAUGUACUCUUUCUGGGAAAGUGCAAUAAAAUAUGGGAAAUAAAUAUGAAGCAAGCCCUUUUUUAAGAA